GUCUCCAGCUGUGCUUCACCCAGGUUGAGACUGUCCCCUGCUCACGGCAGAGGUGCCACGUGGUUAGUGACCGCGCGGCACAGACCUGCCCUCUCACAGUGCUCAGAGCUUCCUGCCCCCCUCGUGCCAGGGCCGUCGGUGAUGCCGUGAGGCCGCCAGGAGAGGGAACACCAUCGCUCCUCUGAGGGGCGUGCCACACGGUUCUACCCCUGCCUCUGGGCUUAUAACUAUUGCAGCUACUCUUCUGUCAUCCACCUGCCUCUCCAUCCAUCAUCUGUCUAUACGUCCACCAUCUAUACAUCCAUCAUCUAUAUACCCAUCCAUCUAUACAUCAUCCAUCCGUUCAUCUGUUUAUUCCCCAUGUGUCUAUCCAUCUAUCAUCUAUCCAUUCAUGAUGUCUGUAUCUGCUCAUCCAUCCAUCCAUCAUCGGUCUAGUCAUCUGUCUGCCUAUCUUGCCCAUAAUCUAUCUCACCUUCCUCUUUUUCUUUCUUCCUCUCUUCCCUCUCCCUCAAAAUUUCCACUCUGAUGCAAGUGGAGCCAACGGACCUGUUUGGCCCGAGGGUCCCAGGGUCCCUUCCUCCCUGUGACACCCACAUACAGAGCCUCCUGACCGGGCAGGGGGGGACCCCCAUCGCAGGGACGCCCGCUGCCUUCUGUGGGUGGUGGGGCCAGUCACAAGAGUGGCACAGAAUGUGGAAACUCCAAGUCACCAUGCGUAUAUGUCCAUCGCCCUGUGUUCCUCCCUCUGGUGGGUCACCCACCACCUCGCGUGGGACCCCACAGUCCUGCAGGGCGGGGCUGUGUCCCUCCAAAGCCCUGGAAACAUGUCCUAGAUGGAUACGUGGUUUGCAAGCCACAAACAGGCCCGUUCGGAUCACAUGGUCCCGGGAGCUUUGGCGCCCCUGUGCCCGGUAGGACACCCUCAUGUCCAUCAGACGGGGCUUCCUGUGAGUUCUGUUAACUCUGUGAGUCUCGCCCUUGUGGUGGGCUGCUGUCCUCACAGAGGACAAGCACAGGGUCAGGUCUCAUGGGUGAUGUCCCACGGCAGGGAGCCUGUUCAGUGGUACGUCUGUGAGAUGCACUCCCACGCUGCUAUGUGGCACAGAGGGCUCGUAUCCCCUGGAGACCUGUGGAGGUGACUUUGUAAGGUGAGGAAUUUCACUUCUAUUCCUAGUCACUGACAGUUUUUUUUCAUCAUAAAUCAUGCUGAUCUUGGGCUUCUUUUCAAUUCACCGUUUACAUUUUUUCCAUGCUAGUUUUCGUUCAGUAUUAUUUUCUGUGAGUGUCGGGGGCACAGCAUAGUGGUCAGAAAACCGCACGCUUUAUAAAGUGAUCCCCCGAUGUUUCCCACCUGGUCCCACACGGAGUUACCACAAUAGUACAGAUUCUGUCCCCUGUGCGGGACUGUACGUCCCCGUGACAAUCUGCGAUGACAACGUGUACUUUUCCACUCCUUCUCGGUUUUCACUCCGUCCCCCACCCCCCUUCUCUGCGGCCGCCGUCCCUCUGCUCUCUGUGUGGAUGAGUCUCUUUCUGUUUGGAUGCUGUCAUUGUUUAGACUCCUCAUACAAGUGAGCUCAUGUGGCAUUUGUCUUCCUCUGCCUGGCUCCCUUCAGUGACCACCGUGCUCCCUGUAGGUCUGUCCACGCUGUUGCCCGUGGUAAGAUUUUGGUCAUUCUUUCCCUCCUUUGUCCUCUGUCUCCCAUGUCCUGUUCAGCACGGAUCCAUAGUCCAUACUGAUGGAGUCUACAAAUGAACACCCUGACUAUGAACCUCCAGCCCCAUCAUCCCGUCCACCCGGUGGUCACACUGGGGGUCUCCCACCCGAACCCCCAGAAUGUCGCUGGACCGGGCUCAAGAUGUACACCCCGUUCCAGGUCAAAGCAGACGACCCCCUCUCGCGGCUCUCCCGGGCCCUAAAAACCUCCCCUUUGUGCUGCGUUUGGGCGGAAAAAGAUCAACCCAGUCUCAAAAUAAACCAUACGGAUCUAACAGUGGUGGGGCAUGAAACCAGGCAGUGGUGGGCCCAUGGACAGCCGGGCUGAGCCCUCGGCUGGGGACGCAUCGUCGGCAGGUGCGUAACAGCCCAUCUGGUCCACGGCCUGGUCUUUGAGGACAAUCAGGAGGGAGACUCAGCAUGUCACGCUUCUGCAGGACAUGGCGGGGCGGGUCCCCACACCCACCUGCGAUCCAGGUGUGCAGUAUUCUCCCAGGGCGCCUCCUGGGACUCUCCAGCUUGGCCCCGAAUAUACGGCUGUCAGGCAGGAAGCAAGAGACAGGGUCCCCCGCCUAGAAGGACCCCAUCCGUCAGCACCGGGGGGGGGGCUCUGUGAGGUCGUCACGAGGCAGGGACAUGCAGAUCCUGCCUCCCUGCCUGGGGCGUGGGCGGGCACCGGCCGGGCCCAGAGGUACAAAACCGGACACUGAGGAGUCACCCCCGCCCCCCACUGAGUGGACAAGACGGACUGAGCUACAGAAAGGGGAACCCGAGGUGAAGAUAAAGAAAAGGGCCUGGAAACCAGCAGCCGGUGCGGUUCGAGGACUUCCCGUCUGCAGAGACGGUAAGGCCGCUGGGCUGCAAGUUGGGGCGCAAGGCGAGCCGGACCGUAGAUCGCGCAUGCUCGGAGGGCUGACCAGGUGGGAACUACUUUCUUCCCAAAUAAGAGAAGCCGAAGCAGCUCUUUCUGCUUCUUCUUGUGGCCGAAACCCCGCGGGCUGCCUCCAGGACCCUUGGGGACGUGGGUACAGGCGGUCACCUCCAGAACUGGCCCAGAAUUGGAAACAGCAGCACCUCCCACAAGCCCUGGAAACAGUCCAAGAGAAGACUCACCAGGUGGAUCAGCCAGUGCAGGUCCAGUGGGGGGACAGACAUGGCCUUCCUGUUGGGCUUCGCCAGCCUCCUGGUGGUGCCGCUGACCUCAGCGCACUGCGCGGACCCCCUCCUGGCACAGGAAAACGCAUCUCCCGUUAUGAACCUGAGGCUGGAUCCCAGGAAGAGAAUGUUAACCUGGAAUUCCCGGAGAAACGUCACCGCGCACCAGUGCCAAAUCGACACCCCUCCCCACUCGUCCACCAGGCAGAGGCCCGAGCCUGGAGACCAGGACGCGUACUCCUGCCGCUUCCCCAACGCCGUGCUGCACCGGGGCGCCAUGCUGACCGUGAUCGGCACCGCGGACGGCGCCCCCUUCCGGUGCGCGCUAAGCUUCCACAACGCAGGCCGGGAAGGGUCCGGGGCCGUGAACUUCUCGUGCGUCAUCUCCAACGUGCAGCUCCUGAACUGCAGCUGGGCGCCGGGCCCCGCUGCGCCCGGGGACGUCCAGUACCAGCUGUACUGCAGGGACUGCUGGGACGAUGACGAGGAAGUGGAGUGUCCCCACUACAUCCUGGACGGCGCAGGGACGCACGUGGGCUGUCAUUUCGACGCACUCCCAGAGCCGCAGCCCACAGACGCUUACCUUUUCCUGCUGAACGGGACCAGCAGAGAGACCGACAUCCGGUUUGUGGACUUCCCCCGGUUGAACGCCAUUCAAAUCGAGAAGCUGAACCCCCCAUCCAACUUGACGGUCGACUACAACGGCUCCCACCAUGUUAUCCGGUGGGACAACCCCAGGAUGCGAUUCGACUUCCUUUGGAGUAGCCUGUGCUAUGAAGUGGACGUCCAGGUGGCGCCUCUGAUGCUCACGUUUACGUCUGUGGUGCGGGGAGAGAGGCCUUUCCUGUUUGGAGUGGCCUUUUCUCUUUUCUUGGGGCCAUUUAACUCCCCAGGAGAUGUGACUGGGGACAGGUUCCCUCACUUUCCUCCCCGGAGUGAACCGACCCCAAAGAAGGAAUUCACGCGUCCGCAUUCUCCUGGGUGUCCUGCUUUCAGCUCGAUUAGGGGAGCUCCCCAGAAACUUCUUGCUGCCCCUGCUGAAUCCCAAAUAGUUUCAGCCACGAAGAACAUUUGCACCGGUCCUGGGGGUCCGGGUGGGGCCCCGUGUUGGAAUCCGAUGUUGCAAACGCAGCCUCUGACCGUCUCUCGUCUGCUUCUCCAGGGCACCUCUUCCCGGGAAGACCCCGUUUCCCAACUCGGACGGGAGAAGAACGUAUACGUGGUGCCGGGGGCGGCAGUCGGAGGCCAGCACUCGGUCCGCCUGAGGGGGAAGACCCUGCCCAGCGUCAUGUGGAGCGAAUGGAGUACCACAGUGCAUUUCGGUGAGAGCCGCCCCGGGCUGGGCGCUGCCUCCCUCCCAUCCUCUGUCCUGGAGACCAGGCGCCACCCAGAACCGGAGGUCAGCGGCACCUCUAUGGCCCUGGUGGCGCUGCUGGUGGGGGCGGUCGUGUUAGUCAUCGCCGUCCUGACGCUGCUGUGUACAAGGUGGCCCCUGAGGCGGACGCUGUUCCCGCCGGUGCCUCAGGCGAAGACGGAGCUCGUGGACAGCUUUGCCACCUCCCCUGCGAUCACCUGGGACGGGGGCCACCGGCCACCAAGCCUGCAGGAAGCCGAGGACAUUGUCGCCGUGGAGGAAAUGCUGCCCUGUGUGAGCGGACCAGCAGAACCCGCAGAACCCGCGGACCCAGCGCCGCCCCGCCCCAGCUCCGAAAACUCCCGUCGUGAGUGUCCUGGCCUCGACGUGUAGAACUUCUGCCUGGAGUCGAAAGCCCCCCUGGGAUCCCGGCCACGCCGUGGUGGUCUUUCCUGUCGGCUUGCCCCCGCCCUGCCCCACCCCUCGCUUCUGGACGCCUACCCCCAGGAGGCGGCCCUGCCCAUGACUCUGAAGCACCUAGCAGGUGAAUGAGCUCACAUUUGGAAAUGGAGACACGCUAUUGCUACGCUGGGGCGACUCUCAAAGCCAUGAGAGAGGCAGACCGUGGACAUGACUGAGGGAGCACUUCAGAGCAGUUUCCCCGGCCGGGGCUGGGGGGUGAGAACCUUCCGCAGCAGCUGGGCCACCCGCGGGUGGGGACGAGGGGUGGAAGGCAGGGAGCGUGGCUGGGACAGAGGAAGCUCCCUGGGGCCCACGUGGCAGGCUCAGCGCUCCGGGCUGAG
Artibeus jamaicensis (Jamaican fruit-eating bat) is the source of this 5029-nucleotide messenger RNA. RefSeq names its product granulocyte-macrophage colony-stimulating factor receptor subunit alpha-like. The record is from RefSeq and is a predicted model, not a curated record. Gene Ontology annotation, biological process: immunoglobulin mediated immune response; cytokine-mediated signaling pathway. Bases 2871 to 4619 code for a protein of 582 amino acids. NCBI's taxonomy places the organism in Eukaryota, Metazoa, Chordata, Mammalia, Chiroptera, Phyllostomidae. Gene Ontology annotation, molecular function: cytokine receptor activity; protein binding. Gene Ontology annotation, cellular component: external side of plasma membrane; membrane. The transcript is spliced from 13 exons.